AUGUCAACGUCAGACUCCCAACAACAGCAAAAGCUCGACCUCGCCAUCACCAUCCUUCUGCACACAUGGCCGGCUCUAACGCUCGCCGUGCAAUCAUCCUGGGGCGGCGGCAACUCCUCCGACAAACGCGAGUGGCUCUGUGGCGCAAUCUCCGAGAUAUUCGCGACACGCCCUGAAACCGACUCCUACGAUAUCGAAGACAUCCUGAUCCAGGUAAUGAACGACGAGUUCGACGUUGCCGUCGAUGACGGGUCGGCGGGCGCGGUGGCGGAUCAGAUCAUGGCUGCUAAAGUGAAGAUUGAUCAACAAGAUUAUACGGAGGUGGAUGCGAUGUGGCUGGACUAUAAUGAGAAGAUGGAGAGGAGGGGGGAUGUGCAGCAGGGUUUGUUCAGGCAGGUUGAGACUAGGGAGGAGGAUCAGGAGACCGAUGAGGAGGAGGGCGAGAGUGAGGAUGAGGAUGAUGAGAUGGGAGAGGCGCCGCCGUUGGUGAGUAGGCAGCCUAGAGAGAGGGUUGAGCCAGAGGUUGAUGAGGAUGGGUUUACAAAGGUUGUUGGGAAGAAGAAGCGAUGA
Messenger RNA from Talaromyces proteolyticus, 570 nucleotides. Its product is annotated as Pre-rRNA-processing protein TSR2-domain-containing protein. Gene Ontology annotation, biological process: maturation of SSU-rRNA from tricistronic rRNA transcript (SSU-rRNA, 5.8S rRNA, LSU-rRNA). The record is from RefSeq and is a predicted model, not a curated record. Gene Ontology annotation, cellular component: nucleus. Bases 1 to 570 code for a protein of 189 amino acids. The transcript has a single exon. NCBI's taxonomy places the organism in Eukaryota, Fungi, Ascomycota, Eurotiomycetes, Eurotiales, Trichocomaceae.